Molecule: messenger RNA, 605 nt
Organism: Cryptomeria japonica (Japanese cedar)
Lineage: Eukaryota; Viridiplantae; Streptophyta; Pinopsida; Cupressales; Cupressaceae
Product: coniferin beta-glucosidase-like
Exons: 3
Coding region: 98-427 (109 amino acids)
Biological process (GO): carbohydrate metabolic process
Molecular function (GO): beta-glucosidase activity
Source: RefSeq, a predicted model, not a curated record
CGAAUCCUUCUAGGUACAUUGCUCUUUGUUUCUCCACUUCAAAGUUUUACGAUUAGAGUAUUAAACAACGAAAAUAAAAUUUGAAAGCUCCUUUUCUAUGUUUACAGAUGGUAAAGGUAAAAUCAACCAAGCUAGGAUUGAGUAUUACAGUAGCUUUAUCAAUGCUCUUCUUCGAAAUGUUGUUCAACCAUUCAUUACAUUAUUUCAUUUCGACCUUCCAAAUGCACUUCAAGACUCCUAUGGUGGAUGGAUCAGUCCAGAGAUAGUGCUGGAUCUAGAUUCCAAAGCUACAAAUGACUCAAAAAUUGUAAGGAACAUGUGGCAGAGGCACGUACAGAAACAUGAAGAAGUGCUUCAAAUGUUAGAUCAAGCAAUCUUUGUUGAUCCAAAGAAUCCUCUACCCACUUACCAGAAAGCAAAUGUAUAAGUAAGCAAUGGAAGAUACAAAGAUGCCCUUAAGGAGUUGGAGCAAUAUUCCCUUAAGGAGAUAGAGCUCACAACCCAAGAAAGUGUGUAUUCGUUGAUUGGUAAAAUAUACAAAUGGUUAAAUAUGCCUGAACAAGCAAUGUGCUAUUUCGGUCUUGCUUUGGAAUUAAAGUCAUCAA